AUGGCGGAAGCAAUCGGCCUUGUAGCAAGCAUUUUUGCUACUGUCCAGAUCGCAGACCGGGUCAUAUCCCUAUGUAAACGCUACAUAGAAAGCAUCCAAGACGCACCAAGCGAUCUACGGACUAUCCUCAUAGAGACGUCAUCGGUGAAGGCUAUUUUGGAGAACGUCAAGUUCCUCGUCGAAUGCGACAACGGGCAAUCAGAAAUCUUCAGCAGUUUGAAUGGUCCAUCUGGCCCCAUCGAAGGUUGUCAUGAGGCUAUGAAAAGCCUCGAAGGUCUGUUCCGUACAGAUACUUGUGCACUACAGGGUCUCAGCAGGUCCAGAAAGCUGAAGAGCCACGCACUUGCCACACUUGCAACUCUAGCAUGGCCGUUGAAAGAGAGUAAAGCCAGGAAGCUGCUGCAAGAUGUCGCAACGUACAAGAACACCAUAACGUUGGCAUUGAGCGCCAACACUGCGCACCGUAUACAUGACGUGGCUCAGAGAACAAGCCAGAUUCAAGAGGUUAUGUCAGAAUCUGAGCGACGAGAACUGUUCAAAUGGCUCGAAGACAUUGAUCCAUCUUCCCUACAUCACCGAGCACAACAAAACCAUGAACCCGGUACAUGUGAUUGGGCAACACGUCUCCCCGUAUGGCCUGAAUUUCUGAGCGGCAAAGAGCACUGCAUUUGGAUCCACGGCAUUCCAGGUGCCGGAAAAACGGUUCUCGCAUCACAGCUGAUUGAUAAAAUUGAACAGCACUGCAAAGCAUCAGGUUCUGAAAGACUGAUGAGUACUUGGUAUUACUGUUACUUUGCCCAUAAUCAAGACGAAUCUGCUUCUCUCUUGAAGUGGAUUCUGAGUCGUCUUUGCCGCAGAACGAAUGAGAUCUCAGACCAUCUUUGGAAACUUUUCAAGCAUGGAGGGUCGCCGUCCCUAAAAGAUUUUCUUAUUGCUAUCGAGCGGGCGCUUGAGCACUUUGACGAAGUCUACAUCACAGUCGACGCUAUUGACGAAAGCAAUCCUCGCGAAGACUUGCUCAAAGUCAUACGACAAUUAGCAACCGAAAAGAGAUUCAACAAGAUUCGGUUGUUACUGACAAGUCGGGAGUAUUUCGACAUUGAGACAGUUAUGACCGAGUUUUCCACCUCAAUAUCCAUGGAUAAUGAGUUUCUAGACGCCGAUAUCCGUCUGUAUACGGAGUCACGCCUUAAGACAGAAAAGCGCAUCAAAAGCUGGCCAGAAGAGCUUCAACAAAAGACUGUGGAGGCCUUAUCACAUGGUGCACACGGAAUGUUUCGAUGGGUUGUUUGCCAAAUCGAUGCGCUGCGGCGUAUUAGGAGAAGAGAAGCCAUCAGAGAAGCUUUGUCCAGAAUGCCCAAGACUCUAGAUGAGGCUUACGACAGAAUAUUUGAGCAGAUUGAAGACGAAGAUCUUCCUUGCGUCAACUCUGCCAUGAAGUGGCUGUGUUUUGAGGCCAAGUUGCAUACUGGCGUAGAGGCACGUGUCGAUAUGCAAAUGCUCGCUCAAGCCGUUGACGAAGACAUCUUCGGAGAUAAUCUUGAGGAGAAACUCUCCCAAGACACAGAAAGUCUCCGUGAAAUUUGCGGAUGUCUUGUCACAGUCACACCAACGACUUUGGAGAAUGGACAACAGAGAUUCUACGUGUCCUUUGCGCACUACACUGUUUUGGAGUACUUGGCCUCCAACAAGAGAAACCAUCCCGACCCAUUCUUCACGUUGGAAAAGGAAGAACUUGUCCUUGACAAAGCCGAACGGAUAUUUGCGAGAGCCCUCUGCCUUAGUGACGAUGAAUUCGAAGAGUACAAGGUUGUGACGUGGAGUGAAGGGGGGCACGCCAUCUUUACCCUUCCUAACUUUGGAAGCUAUUGCGCCUAUACCUCCAUUGACAUGAUCAUUUUCUUCGACGCCGUAAUGUCGGAGCACAACGACCUUUUCUAUCGAGUACUUGAUGUACUAGAUGCAGAGAAGGAUUAUUUCUUUCCCCUUUUCUCCAUCUGGAGUAACAGGGCCAAGACCUUGGUAAAUAUUGGUGGAGGGCGGAUUGAAAGCUUCGACUUUGUCGAAAAUAUCGAAUGGGAGACUGUGCCAGACCUGGAAACCAGCGUUCUGGUAAGGCUUCUCAUUUUUGGAUGUUUCCGUUUGGCCAAGGCGCUGCUAGAAAGAAUGGAGCCAUUGAAUCCUUUCCAGCUUUAUCUUGAUUUCAGAUACAACCUCUGCUACUACAAAGGAGCAGGUCUGGCUCUGGAACGAGAUUGGCGUUUUCAAGGAGCUCUUACCGACUGUUUCGCAGCCUUGUUUCCUGCUACAUCCAUGGGCUCAUCCCAGGGCGAUGGUAUCAAUGUGUUUAAAUUCCUCAUUGAGGCCGGCGCCGAGGAUUUUGAUCCCCAGGGGGCUCUUAUCCCUUUUGGUGCUUUGCAUGACCACACUAACCAUUGCAGCGAUUGGUGUGUAUUAGAGAAGCUCUUACGUCUUGGGGCAGAUCCUAAUGCGGACGGAUGCUAUAUUACCCCAUUGCAAAUCGCCGUGGCAAGUUUCGAUAUCGAGGGCGUCCUGGCUCUUCUGCAAGCAGGGGCAAAUCCUAAUGCGGAGGGAUGCGUUGCUGCGUCGGCAUGGCCAGAAGAUACACUCCUGUGCCAGUUCAACAGUCUUCACGGAUGGGGACCUCUAGAAAUUUCUGAACAGAUUCGUGACCCUGAGAUGUUCCAGGGCCUACGUAGCUGGUCAAUACACGAACAGGAUUACAAGAGGGAGGGGGAGACCAUUCAAUCAUCGAUUGAAGCCAUAUUGCUUGAGUAUGGCGCGGGAAAUUGA
Messenger RNA from Colletotrichum siamense, 2814 nucleotides. RefSeq names its product Vegetative incompatibility protein HET-E-1. The record is from RefSeq and is a predicted model, not a curated record. NCBI's taxonomy places the organism in Eukaryota, Fungi, Ascomycota, Sordariomycetes, Glomerellales, Glomerellaceae. The transcript is spliced from 3 exons. The coding region runs from base 1 to 2814 and encodes 937 amino acids.